Neopelma chrysocephalum (saffron-crested tyrant-manakin) is the source of this 909-nucleotide messenger RNA. It is a transcript of the gene NTAN1, whose product is annotated as N-terminal asparagine amidase. Gene Ontology annotation, cellular component: nucleus. Gene Ontology annotation, molecular function: protein-N-terminal asparagine amidohydrolase activity. The coding region runs from base 78 to 893 and encodes 271 amino acids. NCBI's taxonomy places the organism in Eukaryota, Metazoa, Chordata, Aves, Passeriformes, Pipridae. Gene Ontology annotation, biological process: ubiquitin-dependent protein catabolic process. The transcript has 8 exons. The record is from RefSeq and is a predicted model, not a curated record.
GCCGCCCGGCCCGGCCCGGUGCGGCCUCGGGAGGGAGCACGGAGCCGCCUCCGGGCCCGGGCCCGGCGCUCGCCGAGAUGCCGCUGCUGGUGAACGGAGCGCGGGUGGACCUGUCCCGGCCCACGGGGGACAUGAUCCGCGCACACCCGCACCUCGAGGAAAAGGCAAAGCUUCUGAGAAGUCAGCCUGCUCAGACUGUGGAACCCAAAGGCCUCCUCUAUGUCCAGCAGAGAGAGUUUGCAGUGACCACUCCCAAAGAUGGUUCUGUUUCUAUUCUUGGAUCAGAUGAUGCAACUACCUGCCACAUAGUUGUGCUCCGACACACAGGCAGCGGAGCCACCUGCCUGACACACUGCGACGGGUCGGACACUGAGGCCGAGGUGUCGCUCAUCAUGAGUUCAGUAAAGUCUCUCUCAAACACCACGGGCUGUGGCAGGCUGGAAGUGCACCUAGUUGGAGGUUUCAAUGAUGAUAGGCAGUUAUCACAAAAACUUACUAAUCAGCUUCUUAGAGCGUUUGAUCUCCAGCCAGAUGAUGUUCACUUAGUGACCUUCUGUGUAACAGAACUAAAUGAUAGAGAAGAACAGGAUAUUCACUUUCCAAUCAUUUAUGGAAUAGCUGUGAAUGUUAAAACAGCAGAGAUUUUCCCUGCAACCUUCCCAGAAAAAGGGCCGGAUGAGGAUUUGCGUUCAGCCCAUGUUUUAACAGGAGCACCAGUGAGUAAAAAUAAUGGGGGGGGAAAACGGUAUUUUUGUCAGAAGGGGAGACCAGUUGGGACAAUGAAAUAUCCAAAGUUUGAGGAAACAAAAUCCUUUGGUAGCAUUCUCUGGGUUCUGGGUUUGCUGUUACUGUUUAAUGUCAUGUUUGUCAGAACUGGUUCAAGGAAGGGCUGAGCUGGCCCACGGUCAG